AUGGAACGUGUUGUUGUGAAGAUUAGAUCAGCAGAUAUAAUUGGGCAAACUGUGCAACUUCUACUUGAUUGCAAAAAGAAUGAUCAGAAUCAACUUCUUCCAUCAAUUUAUAUGGUUCCCAGUUUGUUCCGAGAUCUUAGCCCAAGUUCUUUUUGCCCUCGGGUUGUCUCUAUUGGACCUCUUCACCAUGAAGACCAAAAUUUGAAAGGAUUUGAAGUUCAGAAAGAAACAUUUUUACACGAUCUUUUGGAUCGUUUAGAUUCCAAGCCAGAGAAAACGUUAAAAACAUGUGUUAAGAAGGUGAGUGGUUCAUUAGACCGAAUCAGGUCAUGUUAUGUGGGGAUGCCUACCUACGAAGAUGUUGACCUUGCUCGCAUGAUGGUAUUAGAUAGCUGUUUCAUACUCAAUUUUAUUUAUCAUCUUUCAAAAAAAGAUAGACCACUUCUGAAAAACAUGUUGAUUACCCAAUCAGUAAUUUAUGAUCUGCUUUUGAUAGAAAACCAAAUCCCUUUCUUUGUUCUUGAAGACAUCUUUCAGUGUACUAUUAUGAAACUUAAACCACCGACCUCUCUUACUAAACAUAUUCAAGUACUUCUAAUUUACUACAACAUUUUUGAAGCCGAAUUAGUACUAGACAAUGAAGACGAAGAACAUACUCAUGAUCAUCUUCUAAGCCUUGUGCACAAGUGUUACCAGCCUAGAAAUGAUAUACCAUCAGAAUUUGAAUCAAUUCCAAAAGGCCACUCCGCUGUGGAACUGGAUAGAGCAGGGGUGAACUUUAGGCCUCACGAAGAUACAAAUUGGCCAAUGGCGAUGAAACUGAAGUUACCUAGAUUUUCGUGGUUCCCGUUGUUUUGGUUUAAGCCAGCUCUCAAGAUGCCAGUAGUGUGUAUCGAUGAUUUCACUGAAUUGGUUUUGAGGAACCUGAUUAUAUAUGAGCAUUCGUCAGAUGUUCCUAAUUAUGUUACAGCAUAUGCCUGUGCCAUGGAUAUGCUUAUUGAUACCCCAGAGGAUGUUGCCAUGUUGGUAAACUCAGAAGUCCUCGUCAAUGAUUUAGGCUCGAAUGAGAAGGCUGCAGAUAUGAUAAACAGCAUAUGCAAAGAAGUUCCUAUCGUUGAUUUCUUUUAUUCUCAGCAAUGGGAACAUAUGGAUUCCUAUUACAAUGGUUACUGGCCAAAUAUUAUUGCUGUGUUGAGGCGUAAAUAUUUCAGUAGUCCAUGGAAUAUCAUUGCUCUAUUUGCUGGAACCAUUCUAUUUGUUCUUACCGUGGUUCAGACCAUCUAUGGUAUAAAGGCUGCAUAA
Molecule: messenger RNA, 1302 nt
Organism: Lactuca virosa
Lineage: Eukaryota; Viridiplantae; Streptophyta; Magnoliopsida; Asterales; Asteraceae
Source: the annotation of a GenBank genome assembly